Messenger RNA from Pleurotus ostreatus (oyster mushroom), 810 nucleotides. RefSeq lists its product as uncharacterized. Lineage: Eukaryota; Fungi; Basidiomycota; Agaricomycetes; Agaricales; Pleurotaceae. The transcript is spliced from 4 exons. The record is from RefSeq and is a predicted model, not a curated record. Bases 1 to 810 code for a protein of 269 amino acids.
AUGCAGCGCGCUACCGAACAAGAAGAAGGUCCUUAUAGGGAUUCAUUGGCUACAGAUACGACAAAAGCAGACUCACCUCAGUCACAUCUGGGAGACAUUGGCUUGCAGCACAAAGGUGAAACCUCCUGCAUAAUGGCGUCUACCGAUCAAGAUACUAAUCACCAAUUCUCGCUCGACUACACCUUGCCUCCGUUAGUGGGAUCACUCCAACAAUCCUGGACAACAACAUUCCAAUCAGGGGCAGUCGUCGUACGUCGCAUUUCCGAUAUUAUGGCUAAUACUGAACUUACGGGACGUCUUUCGCGCCGCGACAAGUCUGCCCUCCUUGCUGCCAACGCGAUCAACCUCCUGAUCCUAUUCAAAGAUAAAGAUAAUUUCUCUGACAUUCCCGCUGGUGUCUGCCCCCCAUCGCUUCUGAUUUUGGCGUAUAUCUCCGUCGUGACUAAUAGUUGCGCGACUGUUACUGCCAUGGUCGUCACCGACAUGAUUAGCGAUCUCUGUUACAAGUCCUCUUGUCAGCGUUGCCGAUUGAAAAGGUCCGCGGUGGAAAGGGGUACAACGACCGAGCACAUGAUGCAGAUACUACAAGGAUUUGGUGCCCCCAAGGGUAUCUACUCGUGGAGAUUCUUCCUCAUAUAUUGGCUUGUAUUGUUUGUUAGCGGGUUCGUCAUCACCGUCGCAGAAAUCCUUCUGUUCAUCGCCACUGUGGAAGUUAAAUGGGUCGAGAUUACCCUCUUCGUUGUGAUCAUCAUAGUCUGCCUUCCCCCGUUCUUGUACUUCCUCCCAGGAAGAUCCCGCCUCGAGCACUAG